Messenger RNA from Myripristis murdjan (pinecone soldierfish), 2238 nucleotides. RefSeq names its product trafficking regulator of GLUT4 1-like. Gene Ontology annotation, cellular component: membrane. The record is from RefSeq and is a predicted model, not a curated record. Lineage: Eukaryota; Metazoa; Chordata; Actinopteri; Holocentriformes; Holocentridae. The transcript has 3 exons. The coding region runs from base 13 to 555 and encodes 180 amino acids.
CAUCUUUCAGUAAUGGCUAUCAACACGGAUGCUGCCUUUGGAAAAAGCGCCCUCGGCGAAAGGGAAGUUUCUCUUCUCUCCGACUUCCAGGACACGGAGAAACUGCUAAGCACCACGACCGCCGAGCCCACCGGGCAGACUAACAUCAAGCCGUCCGACUCCUUCUCUCUCAACAUCAGAGGGAGUGUCCGGUCCCUGGAUGCGGAUCAGAACGGACACAGGUCGCCGCUCAAAUCGGGUUCCGUCGGGCAUCUGGCGGCCCCACCCAAAUCCUCCUCCCGGCUCAGCCUGGGGCCCCUGCCCUCUCCGGUGCCACCCGGAUCCGAACCUCCAAGUUAUCUCUGGCUGGCGGUACUGUCCUGUUUCUGCCCUGGCUGGCCCUUCAACAUCUGUGCCUUGUGGUAUGCACAUGUGUCGAAGACUGUUCUCCAUACAGGAGACAUUGAAGGAGCGAGGAAAUAUGGGCGUCUCGCUAUGCUGCUAAGCUGUUUCGCCAUGGUGUUGGGUGUGGCUGCCAUCAUCUUCACAGUUUUCACAAUAGAGACCCAGAAGUGAUCUGUGGGAUGGAAGCAGUUGUCUCCAAAAAUUACAGUAUCUUUUAACUUCAUUUGAUCACAAAAUUGCACAGAAGAGAGUGGAGGAUAAAUGCUAUUUGAAGAUGAAAAAAGCACAAAAUCACCAAAGAGAAAGAAACAAGCCAAAGAGACCUUAACUUAUUACUUGUUGUUAUUUCUGCUACGGACUAAGGAGAGAAAACGCAGACCAAUUUUGCCUUUUUUUCUGGAAGAAGCAUGUGCAACCCCCUCGCCCCAAACUCAGGAAAAAAUGGGAUGAAGGAAAACGGAGGCUGCACCCAGUGAUUGUGUGGGACCAUCACAUUCAGUGGAGCCAGUGUAACUAUCCAUAAUCCAAAUGCAAGGUGCAUCGAUACUCGCAUGGCUUGGGUUCAGUAGGUACUCACACUGAUUAUCAGUGAAGGCCACAGAUACCAAGGACCAAAUACUUUCUAUACAAUUGGCAUUAAGAUGUUGCUUAUUUAAAUAGACAAAUCACACCAUUAGAUGGGAAGAUGCAAUUUGAUUGUAUCAUGUUUGUUUGUCAUGAUACUCUAAAGUAGGAGUUUUCAAACUGUUUUUACACUCUGGACACCCAAUUAACCUUCAAUAAGCUGCAGACGCCCAUUUGAAGUGAUUUUGGCCUAUAGAGACCCUUAUAUCAAGAGAAAUUUUUGUGUUCAGUAUGCUGCAUUCAGAUGCCUUGCACAAGCAUUUAAAAUAAGCUUUAUUUUUUAAUAUAGCACCCUUAAAACGGCCUUACCUCAUUUUAAUGAUUUGAAAUAUAGUUUUCUUGAAUUUUUUUAAAACAUCUGCUAAUUUUCUGGCCAUUUUUCUGGUAAUUUCUUAUUCAUGUUUCCCUCAUGUUUUUCAAAUAAAUCGAGUGAAUUUGUGCAGGUUCCAAAGGGUGAAAUUGUUAAGACGUCAUAAUUGAACACUGACAAAUCAUGGUGAAAUUAAAUGAGAAAGAAGAAAAUGUGCAGACAUUCGCUGCACUGAAGCAGUUUCAAAUGAAUCAAAUUAUACUGAAAUUAAGGGAUUCCUCAUUUUGCUGUGGACCCUCUGAAAGUCCCUCAAAGAUCCCUGGGCGUCCCUGAACCCCACUUUGAAAACCAAUGUUCCACAGAAUAAAGUAGGAUGGCCAAAACUGUCAACAUCAAGAGAGGGACUAAAAUUGGUCCUUGGUAUCGGUGAACAAAUACUCAUUCAAGUAAAAAAAAAAAAAAUAAUGGUAUCAGUGCACCUCCAGUAAAGUGUUUAGCUAUCACUCUGCUGUCCCGUCAGUGCCUGUCCUGUUUGUCUUCAGAUUUGCAGCAAAGUCUUUUAUAAUACAGGAUGAACGGUGUCUCUUUUCCCCUGUUUCUGUGAGUAAUGGCACUCCGUGGCUGUGGGAAGCUCUCUAAGCUGACUUCAUACACUGUUUACGUCUGAGUUUAAAAAUCGUGUAAUGAAUGUGUACGAUUACCACACCACCAUGUUCCUGUUGCAGUUAUGGCUUGACAGCUUGCUUUGCGUGGUGACGAUGUAACAGAUCAUACUGAACAAAUUGCUGUUCAAACUCUCCUGAACUGCCUUGAUCUCUAAACCUCAUUAGUUCACACUAUACUGCAAGAUAUGAAGGGAUGUUCCCUUGUAUGCACUGUUCUUGGCACUCUGAUGUUGAUGUUUUUACAUUUAUACUGUA